CCCUGCCCAGGAAACUACAAUUCACAGCGUCCGCCGGGCGGCGGCGCUGACAACCCCGGGCCCCGCCCCUCGGCUUGGCCCCGCCCCCGGCUGCCGACGUCUGCGCGCGAAUUCCGUGGCGCGAACUUAAGAGCGCAGUCGAGUGCCCCGGAGUUCCUGGUGGGACGCCCAGGACAGUGGCGUGCGGGCCAGACGCGAGAGCAGCUGAAGUGACAAGAGGACGAGGAGCAGAAAGGGGCAAUCCUGCCUCUGACAUGCAGCGAACUAUCAUGUCAUUUUUUCAACCCAAGAAAGAGGGCAAAGCAAAGAAGCCAGAGGAGGCAUCCGACAGCAUCCGAGAGAUGGACCCCCCUCCAAAGGUGGCGCUGAAGGAGCGGAACAGAGCGGUGCCGGAGAGCGAGUCUCCAGUGAAGAGGCCGGGGCGGAGGGCAGCCCGGGUCCUGUGCAGCGAAGGGGAGGAGGAGGACGAAGCCGUCACGAACCCCAAAGGCCAGAAGCCUGCUACCGAUUCCCCACCAGCCUCCUCCCCCAGUCCCGUCACGGUUCCUGAGAGCAGCCCUUCCCUCUCCAGCACGUCUGGACCGCUCAUGUCCCUGUCGGGCAUCCCGAAGCGUAUCACAGCUCGGAAGCAGCUUUCUACACGGACGAUUCAGGAGAUCGUAGACGACCACAACAGGAGGAUGGAACUCGAGAGAAAGAGGAAGAGGGAGGAAGAAGAAGCAGAGAGCCUGGGAGAACAUCUCUCAGAGCCAGAAGGGGCCAAAGAGAAGGAAGCAGAUGAGGAGGGCCCGCUGAUGACUUCCUCUGAGCCCCAGGACACCUGCACAGAGGCCCCGCCAGAGAGCAGUUCGGACCCCGAGGCCCAGGACGAGGACCCGGCAAAGCCGCCCCCCAGAGCUCCCAAGACGCUCAGCAGUUUCUUCACCCCCCGGAAGCCUGCAGGCAAAAAGGAAGUGAAGGAAGCCAAGCCUGGCACCCCAAGAAAGGAGGAGCCCCAGGGACUUGCCCACUCGGAUGUGAGCUCCAGCCCGCUGGACCCAGGCAGCUACAACCCUGCCAAGAACAGCUACCACCCUGUGCACGACGCCUGCUGGAAGCAGGGCCAGAAGGUCCCUUAUCUGGCUGUGGCCCGGACAUUCGAGAAGAUCGAGGAGGUUUCUGCUCGGCUCCGGAUGGUGGAGACGCUGAGCAACUUGCUUCGCUCCGUGGUGGCCCUGUCCCCUCCAGACCUCCUCCCCAUCCUCUACCUCAGUCUCAACUGCCUCGGGCCACCCCAGCAGGGCCUGGAGCUUGGCGUUGGGGACGGUGUCCUUCUCAAGGCAGUGGCCCAGGCCACAGGGCGGCAGCUUGAGUCUGUCCGGGCUGAGGCAGCGGAGAAGGGCGACGUGGGGCUGGUGGCCGAGAACAGCCGCAGCACCCAGAGGCUCAUGCUGCCCCCGCCCGCCCUCACCGCCUCCGGGGUCUUCGCCAGGUUCCGAGACAUCGCCCGGCUCACUGGCAGCGCUUCCACAGCCAAGAAGAUAGACAUCAUCAAAGGCCUCUUUGUGGCCUGCCGCCACUCAGAAGCCCGGUACAUCGCCAGAGCCCUGAGUGGACAGCUGCGCCUCGGGCUGGCGGAGCAGUCGGUGCUGGCCGCCCUCGCCCAGGCCGUGAGCCUCACGCCCCCAGGCCAAGAAUUCCCCCCGGCCGUGGUGGACGCUGGGAAGGGCAAGACAGCCGAGGCCAGAAAGACCUGGCUGGAAGAGCAGGGCAUGAUUCUGAAGCAGACGUUCUGUGAGGUGCCCGACCUGGACCGGAUCGUCCCGGUGCUGCUGGAGCAGGGCCUGGAGCGGCUGCCGGAGCACUGCCGGCUGAGUCCAGGGGUCCCCCUGAAACCGAUGUUGGCCCACCCCACCCGGGGCGUCAGCGAGGUCCUGAAACGCUUCGAGGAGGCCGCCUUCACCUGCGAGUACAAAUACGACGGGCAGAGGGCCCAGAUCCAUUUCUUGGAGGGCGGGGAGGUGAAGAUCUUCAGCAGGAACCAGGAAGACAACACUGGAAAGUACCCCGACAUCAUCAGCCGCAUCCCCAAGAUAAAACUCCCAUCAGUCACGUCUUUCAUUCUGGAUGCAGAGGCGGUGGCUUGGGACCGGGAAAAGAAACAGAUCCAGCCAUUCCAAGUGCUCACCACCCGCAAACGCAAGGAGGUGGAUGCUGCGGAGAUCCAGGUGCAGGUGUGUCUGUACGCCUUCGAUCUCAUCUACCUCAAUGGAGAGUCCCUGGUACGGGAGCCCCUCUCCCGACGCCGGCAGCUGCUCCGGGAAAACUUCGUGGAGACAGAGGGCGAGUUCGUCUUUGCCACGUCCCUGGACACCAAGGACAUGGACCAGAUCGCCGAGUUCUUGGAGCAGUCGGUGAAGGACUCCUGCGAGGGGCUGAUGGUGAAGACCCUGGAUGUCCACGCCACCUACGAGAUCGCCAAGAGGUCGCACAACUGGCUCAAGCUGAAGAAGGACUACCUGGACGGCGUGGGUGACACCCUGGAUCUCGUGGUGAUCGGCGCCUACCUGGGCCGGGGGAAGCGGGCCGGCCGCUACGGGGGCUUCCUGCUGGCCUGCUAUGACGCGGAGAGCGAGGAGCUGCACGCCAUAUGCAAGCUGGGCACCGGCUUCAGUGACGAGGAGCUGGAGAUACACCACCGGGCCCUCCAGGUCCUGGUGCUGCCCACCCCACGCUCCUACGUCCGGGCAGACGGUGCUGUGGCCCCCGACUACUGGCUGGAGCCCCGAGUCGUGUGGGAGGUCAAGUGCGCCGAUCUCUCCCUCUCCCCCAUCUACCCUGCAGCCCGGGGGCUGGUGGACAGCGAGAAGGGCAUCUCCCUUCGCUUCCCUCGGUUUCUUCGCGUCCGUGUAGACAAGAAGCCGGAGACGGCCACCACCAGUGCCCAGGUGGCCUGUCUGUACAGGAAGCAGAGUCAGAUCCAGAACCAGCAGGGUGGGGACGCAGACUCCGACCUGGAGGACUUCUACUAGACCCUGUCCCCCCGGCAGGACAGGGUCCCGGGACGUGGCUUCAGUGACACAAACCCGAUGUGCAGUCACAGCGUGUGUGUGUGUGUGUGUGUGUGUGUGUGUGCGCGCGCCCGUGUGUGUGUGUGUGAGGGGGUGGUUAAGCGGGGUUUUAGUGGGUCAUUUUUCUGUCAAUAAAUAAUUUUUAAACA
This is a messenger RNA of Artibeus jamaicensis (Jamaican fruit-eating bat), 3199 nucleotides long. It is a transcript of the gene LIG1, whose product is annotated as DNA ligase 1. Gene Ontology annotation, cellular component: mitochondrion; nucleus. Lineage: Eukaryota; Metazoa; Chordata; Mammalia; Chiroptera; Phyllostomidae. The transcript is spliced from 29 exons. Gene Ontology annotation, biological process: Okazaki fragment processing involved in mitotic DNA replication; DNA recombination; DNA repair. Gene Ontology annotation, molecular function: DNA ligase (ATP) activity; ATP binding; DNA binding. The record is from RefSeq and is a predicted model, not a curated record. The coding region runs from base 255 to 3011 and encodes 918 amino acids.